Messenger RNA from Gambusia affinis (western mosquitofish), 2880 nucleotides. It is a transcript of the gene znf451, whose product is annotated as zinc finger protein 451. Gene Ontology annotation, cellular component: nucleus. The coding region runs from base 124 to 2784 and encodes 886 amino acids. Lineage: Eukaryota; Metazoa; Chordata; Actinopteri; Cyprinodontiformes; Poeciliidae. Gene Ontology annotation, molecular function: DNA-binding transcription factor activity, RNA polymerase II-specific; sequence-specific DNA binding. Gene Ontology annotation, biological process: regulation of transcription by RNA polymerase II. The transcript has 13 exons. The record is from RefSeq and is a predicted model, not a curated record.
AAGAAGCGCAUAAGUUUGUCAUGACGUAGUAGACUGGAUUAGCUGCGUUCACGUUGAUUUGGAGUCUUGCAGGAGCUAGUUACCACCCUGCAUACGGAGAAGCGAGUAGGAGAAAUUUGCUAAAUGUCUUCACCAACCCCAUUAGACGAUGACGACGAGCUUGCAGAAGUGGAGUUUGUAUCGGAGGGCUCUUUCAGACCAGUACUGGAAUGCAUUGACCUGCUGAGUGACAGUGAGGAUGAAGGGUGCUCAUCACUGACUGGCAUGCUUGAAGACAAAAUCCACAGACACAAAGCUCAUGUAACGUCUACACUUGACAGACUGGCACAUAAGGUGGCCCAGGAGAAAAAAGAAAGAGCGGAUAAAUGUAAAGCAUUUAAGGAAAAACAAAUCUUACAAAAAGCUCAUGGGCAGCAAGAGUUGGCUGGUUCUUCAGCAAAUGGUGUAAGCAUGGAAGCAAAGCGCUGUGUGGACAUGUGGUUAAGGAUGCCAGGCCCUAAGCCUGGAGUGAUCAGUGCUGGUUCAGGAAGGAGACACACUCAUGGUGCUUUCUCUAGAAGCAGUUCAACUGGUCACACUUGCCCAGUAAUUAACUGCGGUCGUGUUUAUGAGAACAUUUCCCUCCUUGAUGGCCACUUGAAGCGGUUUGAUCACUCUCCAUGUGACCCUACAAUUCACCUCAGAGGAAGUCCAUCCGAGCUCUUCGCCUGCGUUGCCUGCUGUUUGCGCUUUCAGACCAAGGAAGAAUGGAAGAAACACGUUGAAUCCAAGAUUUCCUCGUCUAGCACUGACAGUCACAGCUUGGAUCAAACCUAUCAGCAGAUCGUUUGCUUUGCCUGUCCUGCCUGCUUCCUCCUCUUUAACUUGCGAGAUGAGUGUCUUCAGCACAUGUCAGACAAAAACCACUUCACUGAGUCUCUCGUUAUGACCGAAAGAAAAGGAACAGCGCAACCAGUUCCGGUCCCAAAUCACGUGAAGGAUCGUCUCAUUGCUUUGUGUAAGGAUGUAGCAUUCAAGGUCCGCUGCUCCUUAUGUCACCAAGUGCUGAUUUCCCAUCAGACAGCUCAAGCACACUUCAAUGUGCACUGCAGGCAAGGCUGCGCUGUGGCCAAGUCUGACAAAACCAUAGUGGACAUUAUAAAACAGCUCCAAGUCCGAGGCCAGUGCAUUCCCUGCUCUAAAAUCUUUCUCAACCAGGCUGAAAUCGAAAGACACAAAGAGUCGAAGCUACACGAAGUCGAGGUCAAUCAAACAAUGGCGAAAGCACUCCUUCAGUACAGUCGCUUUGUUGAAACACAACAAAGUCAAAGAAAAGCAGAGAAACAUCAGAAAAGAAUAUUGUCUGGCCUUGAGGUUGAGUUUCAAAAAAGAAAUAAUAAAUGGAGUGGCCGCCAUGGAUUUCCAGCCAAACGACAAAGACUGAGCCCCGGCUUGAAUGACAGCAGCAGCAGCAGCAGGACCUUGGUGGCGGCUUGGUUUUGCGAAUGUGGCCUGCAGUUUUCUGAGGAGGGCAACGCUAAUAAGCAUCUACUGGCUGCAAACCAGAUUUUCCACCAGUGUGGCGUUUGUGGCAAACACAUGGGGGAGUCUUCAAUCGCCCGCCUACAUAUGAGCCGUUUCCAUGGGGGAGCGCACCUCUCCAACUUCCUGUUCUUCUGCCGCAAGUGCAAAGUGGAAAUGCCCCGGCACGAAGAUAUCUUACUGCAUGUCUCCGAAGUCCACAGCGGACACACCUACCUCACAGAGAAGGCAGUUCCCUAUGACCUCACCUCAGAUCUGGAUGGCAAACCUUCCACUAGCAUCGAAAUCUCAUUGCUCUCGCUUCCUGCUUCCAAAUUGCAGCAGGACACGGUGGAGACUCCUUCUUCGACAGCGGGACACAAUUGGAUGUGCAGGAUGUGCGAAGACGUCUUUGACUCAGAAGCGGCUGUCUUCAAACACUGCACCGAUUUGAGCAGUCACAGCUUCCAGAGAUUCAUCUGUGGACACUGUCCACAGAAGUUCUUCAAAGAAUCCACCGUGCGGCGACACUGCAUGAAUGAGCACGGCGGGCAGAUAAAGAGUUCCCACUUCUGUGGCCUGUGCGACAGCAUGCAGUUUGACACCGAGGACGAGUUCAUGGAUCACUACAGGAAUCUUCACAGUAAGGACUACUACUGCAUGGAUGAGCCUGAAGUUGUUCAGCCUCCUGCUGCUGAGGAAACCAGUCAGAGUGCAUGUCCUUGUAUGGAUGGAGAAAGGUUCAUAGAGGAAAAGAAAGCCACUUACACCCGGUGCAUGAGAAAUCUCGCAACAGAAGGAAAAUGUCUGUACAUAUGUGCGGCCUGCUGCGUGUCUGUUCCUUCUUAUGCACAGAUGAAGACUCAUAUCCACACAAAACAUGCGUCCCUAAACCUGGACAAAACCUUUGACGUAGUGUGCCAAGAGUGCCAGGAGAGCUUCAGCAGUGUGCCGAAGUUCCAUAAACAUUAUCAUUCUAUGCACUGUACACUGGAACCAUGCCUCAGCUCCCAGGAGUGCAUGAGGGAUUCAAAGCCAGACCCCAAAACUGUAAAAAUAAUCAAAGCUGUGGAGAUCAAUUCAGGAAGUGACGAGAUUGAAGACGAAACAUUGGUGAAGAUUUUAAGCACCAAUAAAGUCAGUGAUGAACCAGAAGGGCAUGAAGAGCAAAUAGAUGAAGAAAUGCGCCGUGUGUUGUCUUUGAGCGCAGAAGAAGCAAUAGAGGCUGCAAGAGAGUCUGCUGAUUUGGAGGAAGCUCUACAACGAAGUCUUCUGGAAUUCUAAGAACCUGGAACUUCUGUGAAAUCGUCUGCUGUUGAAAAUUUCAGUUUUCUACUCUCAUUGUUGUCUGAUUUAAUAAAUAAACGUAUCUUGUCGUCA